Molecule: messenger RNA, 1083 nt
Organism: Chinchilla lanigera (long-tailed chinchilla)
Lineage: Eukaryota; Metazoa; Chordata; Mammalia; Rodentia; Chinchillidae
Product: melanoma-associated antigen 10-like
Exons: 1
Coding region: 1-1083 (360 amino acids)
Biological process (GO): negative regulation of transcription by RNA polymerase II
Cellular component (GO): nucleus
Source: RefSeq, a predicted model, not a curated record
AUGCCCCAUGGUCAGAGGAGCCAAGACAGCAAUCUAGAGGAAGGCCAGCCAGGCCAGAGUAGUACACAGGUGCUCAUGGGUGUGCAGGGUCUCAAGGAGGAAGAGGAAGCAGAUACCACUGUUUCCUCUACAUCUUCUUCCUCCCAUGUUUUAAUUGGAGACACACCAAAAGAAGAGUCUGGGCCUGAGACACCAAGUUGUCCUCAGAAUUCUGAGACCAUCUAUUCUCCUCCUCCCAUGUCCAAGGAUUCCAGUCAAUGCAAUGAAUCCAGUGAGAGCUGCAGCAGUGAAUCCAGUGAGGGCUCCAGCAGUGAAUCCAGUGAGGGCUCCAGCAGUGAAUGUAGUGAGAGCUCUAGCAGGCAAGAAGCAGAGGGUCCAAGCCCCUCGCAGGACAUGAACAUCCCUCAGAUCCUGCGCAGUAUGCUCCUAAAUGAAAAGAUACAUAACUUGGUGCCCUUACUGUUUUGCAAGUAUCAAAAGAAGGAACGGAUCACCAUGGAAGAAAUACUGCACAUUGUAGAUGAAGAUUACCGUGAGCAUUUCCCUCUGAUAUUUAGGGAAUUCUGUGAGUGCAUGUGUGUGGGCUUAGGCAUGGAUAUGAGUGAAGUGGAUCCUCCUGGCCACACAUAUGAGCUUGUCCCAGUCAUGGGCCUCACUUACAAGGGAAUACUGGAUGAUGAAGAUAAACAGGUCAUUGCCAAAGUUGACCUCUUGAUACUCAUCCUGAGUGUAAUAUUCAUAAAAGGCAACCGAAUCAGUGAGGAGGAGCUAAGGAAACAAGUGAAAAGAUGGGAGACCUUAGCUAAGAUGGAGCAGAUUGUUAUUGGAGAUCCUUGGAAAUUUAUUACUGAGGAUUUGGUCCGGGAAGAGUACCUGGUGAACCAGCAGGUUCCUGACAGUGAUCCUGCUCGCUAUGAGUUCCUGUGGGGUUCAAGAGCCCAUGCUGAAACCACCCAGAUGAAAAUCCUAGAACGUAUGGCCAAGCUUAACAAGAUGGAUCCAAGGUCUUACCCACAUCUAUAUGCAGAAGCUCUGAAAGAAGAAAAAGGUACACUCAGGGCCCCUGAAGAGCAAGAUGCAUGA